UUCAUUUGUACUGUCAUGUCACAGAAAACAAUAUCAGCAUUUUUUCACCUGCGCCAAAGCAGCCAUGUCAAAACACUAAAGCCAGCAAAGAUACCUGGUAUAAUGAUUCCAGUACUCCUGUUCACCCUUUUCGCUGGGGCCUUUGGUGCCACCGUCACCGAUGCCAACCGCUACAUUGACCAGGUGCUCGGUUACCAAAUGGCUGACCUGGUACGUCGAAACCGGCUGGAUCCACUCGCGGUGGCUCCCUACAGCACCAACCUGGGCGCGCCCGGCACGCUAAGCGCACAGAUGCGCGUCGUCAACGUCACUGGUCUGGGACUCAUCCGGCGCCAAGGCGACUGCGGCCGGCCCGGAUCAUCGGGACCCGGUCGCGUCACCGUCGGCUGCAACGUGGUCCUCAACCGCGUCGCCGUGAGCGCCACUUCCGACCUGACCUACUUGGGCGCGCAACGUCGCGUUGGCACCCGGGCCGACUUUGACACCAACCACGCGCUGGUCGAGGUGACGUCCACUCUUGGUCAGUCACCCACGGUCAACUUCAGGCUGCUCCGGCCACCCAGGCCGCGCGUCUCCUUCAGCGGACUCAGGGACUUGCCCCUGUACAGUGUCAUCCAGAAGGGCUACGAACAAGAGCUGUCUCGCGUCCUUCAGACGCAGCUCUCGGGGCCCUACCUCGCCAACCUUGGUCACGCCUGUCGGGCCGUCCCCUUCCCACGUUAGCGUCCCACGCCACCGUCCACAAAUAAAAUAAGGUCUUCUGCUAGGAAGCCUGGAUAAUUUUUUUGUGCACAUGCUUAGCUUUUACGUCGAGUUCAACAUUAUGAAAAUAGCGUAGACGACAUGCACGACGAGGCGAGGCAGACGACACUGACAGACGACACAGGCGCCAUGUGUCGCUGCACUCGGUACGGGAACGAGGUCGAGUUAGACAUCAGCCUUCAGUUUUUUUUUUUUUUCCUUAGCGCAGACCUUUUCUCUUUUAACGCCUCUUCUUGGUCAUUAAUGAAUUAUCUUAAAAGAUAAUUUUUUAUGACCUUGUACUUUCAAUAUUACUUAGCAAAAAUAUCGUUGAUUGGUAUAUAAACUUAGAAGAAGUUGCCAGCAAACUUCACGCAUGGAGAAUGACAAAGAGAACUGCUGCACUGACCUUGCUCUUCAUCUGAAGAGACAUAUUGGUUCCUUAUUGAUUAUUUACGCAGCGCAAUCAUAAGCACGCAUGUCCAAGUUGCACACAUAAAACGCUCGACGUUAGGCUAUCAAAGGCGUUUGGACGUGGAGCUGUGGUAUACCUAAAGAAUACGCGUCAGUGGUGCUUUACUGUUUUCUCAUUCGGACGUAACUUACUGGUAUUCAUAUAAAAACAGCAUAACAAUUUGCGAAACGCAAUAGUUACGUUCUCAAUUACAGGCUUUAUGAAUAUCUUAAGUUUGAGGCGAUCGUUAUGGGUCACCCAUCCUGCAGAAUUCCUUACGCAAGCACCUGCUUCGAUAUAUCCGCAGUAAAAGCAGGGCCUCGGUUUCAUUCAUUAGGUACAUGAGGCACAAAAACUGUACCCCGAAUUCCUCAUCUUGUAUUUCAUAGACACGCUAGACAGCCGGUGGUUUCUUGUUACCUAGUCUGUAGCUAAACAAAAGCGCCAGCUAGCGCAAUAAAUACACAGUUGUGAAUUUAAUAGCUGUCUUCACGAAUGCAUUUGGCGCAGCUGCUGUAAACCUUUAACGUCCCGUAUAAACUAAUACCGGAUGAUAAUUUCUAAGUUUUCCAGAAUGUUUCAAAAUCGCCUGUUACAGAUCACAGAAUUCUAGUCCUUGAGCUGGAUUAUCUAGAGAAGCUCACAUUACUUGCACGAGAAACCUAAACUAAUUUUCAACGAAUUAAAAAGAAAACCACUAGUUGAAUUCUUAAUUAAUUACAUUAUGGGACAUAUUGUAAUUUAAGAAUUGUAUAGCCGGUGAAUUUGCAACGCGUAUCCACUUGGAAUGAAUCUCCUGAGCGACACCAGUUUUGGCAUAUGCGCCAUCAAACUCGCUGUAAAAAUGCACUUUUGUAGAACGCACUUUUUAACAAAACGCUUUUUCACGCAUUGAAGCAUUGGGUGUCACGCUACUAUCUGAGCUAACCAGGGAUACUAUGCAGUGGCCGAAUCUUAUAACGGUUCGGAAGGGGAACCGUUCACUUGGCCUCACCUGAUUGGUCGAAAUUUUGCUUGCGUGAGAGGCCGUCAGAGGCAGCGGGGUGGCACCACAAAUUAUGAUCACUUCGCGCAUGUGUCAAUCAUUUUCAAAGCAAACCCGUCGUUGGCUAAGAGCGGAACCGGCGAAGGGAUAUGUCCGCUUUGGGUUCCGUUGCUGUGGCUUGACUGUUGGCUCGCGACCCUGGCCGCGAGCGCCAGUCGCGCGACCCCGGAGACACGCAGGCGUGGCGCGCGUGCGCGUUGGUUGCUUCGAAGGCUAUCACUUCCUUGUUGUCUGCUUGGUGUUGCUCAAUUUAUUUCUCAACAAUUACACCGGUUUUGUACACUGACGCGUCCCGCUACCCAGAGAGGCGGGCCAUGUGUUUAGCUGUAACUGACAAUACAGACGCGCUUAGGGUGUGUGCGACAGUUCUAACAACGCACAGCUGCUCAGCAGAGGAAGGGGCAAUAGCCCUGGCCAUUGUCCAUGCCUCGACCCUUUCCGCACAAGACACCCCCAUCACCAUAGUGACAGACUCGCAGGCUGCCUGCCGGGCCUUCGCGCAAGGACUCGUGACUGCACACACACAUCGAAUUCUCUCCUCUGUCCCCUCUCCCACGUUACACAGGGUGCGUAUCGUCUGGACUCCUGGACACGCCCCUCUCUAUGGUAAUGAACGCGUUAAUGCGGUAGCCGGAGGUCUGACUGGCCGGGCACCAUCGGAAGAGCUGUCCAACCCAGACGACGCACCGCCAGAGCCUCUACAGUACACCGAGACGCUCGAGUACUACCGGCAAAGUCGCCAUAACUAUCCCCCUCCUCAUCCUUCGCUUAAUAGGGCAGAUGCCGCUGUCUGGCGGCAACAGCAGACCAAUUCCUUUCCUUGUCUCCACAUCCUACAUAUUUUUCAUCCCACUCAUUGUCCCAUUGUCCAUUGUCCUUCCCAUUGUCCCCACUGUGGGGCCAAACCCACGGUGUAUCACUCCAUGUGGGAAUGCCCUAACCCUUCAGGUGUUCCUCCUAUACCCAACCCUGCCCUUUCCUCUUGGGAGUCUGCGCUGCUCAGCACAAGCCAGCAGGAACAGCAACGGCUGAUCCAGCGGGCUCGCGAAGUCGCGCAUGUCAAUGGAGCCCUGAACUGAGGGCCCCACUCAUCGACGAAAUUUUCUACUUGCUUUACGAAAUAAAUGUUUAUUCUCUCUC
This is a messenger RNA of Dermacentor andersoni, 3380 nucleotides long. RefSeq names its product salivary anticoagulant protein P23-like. Lineage: Eukaryota; Metazoa; Arthropoda; Arachnida; Ixodida; Ixodidae. The record is from RefSeq and is a predicted model, not a curated record.